Molecule: messenger RNA, 1068 nt
Organism: Mesocricetus auratus (golden hamster)
Lineage: Eukaryota; Metazoa; Chordata; Mammalia; Rodentia; Cricetidae
Product: olfactory receptor 4A15-like
Exons: 1
Coding region: 1-918 (305 amino acids)
Biological process (GO): G protein-coupled receptor signaling pathway
Cellular component (GO): membrane
Molecular function (GO): olfactory receptor activity; G protein-coupled receptor activity
Source: RefSeq, a predicted model, not a curated record
AUGGAACAAAGAAACAAUGUGACUGAGUUUGUUCUCUUGGGCCUCACUCAGAGUCCUGAAGGCCAGAAAAUAUUAUUUGUUGUAUUCUUGGUCAUCUACAUUGUGACUAUGGCAGGCAACCUACUCAUUGUUGUGACUGUUGUGGUUAGCCCAAGUUUAGAUGCACCCAUGUACUUUUUUCUUGGUUACUUAUCAUUCAUGGAUGCUGUUUAUUCAACUACAGUUACACCAAAUAUGUUUAUAGACUUACUCUAUGAGAAAAAAACUAUUUCUUUCCAAGCUUGCAUGACCCAGCUUUUUAUAGGACACUUAUUUGGUGGUGCUGAGAUUUUACUCUUGGUUGUCAUGGCCUAUGACCGGUAUGUGGCUAUCUGCAAACCCUUGCAUUAUCUGACCAUCAUGAACCAGCGUGUGUGUGUUCUGCUAUUGUUGUUAGCCUGGGUGGGGGGUUUUGUGCAUGCUGUAGUCCAACUUCUUUUUGUAUAUAACCUUCCUUUCUGUGGUCCUAAUGUCAUUGACCACUUCAUCUGUGACAUGUACCCCUUGUUAAAACUGGCCUGCACAGACACAUAUGUUAUUGGCCUCACAGUUGUUGCCAAUGAUGGGGCAAUCUGUGUGGUCAUCUUUAUGCUGUUGCUUAUUUCUUAUGGGGUCAUUCUUCACUCCCUGAAGAAUCUCAGUCAGGAAGGGAGGCGCAAAGCUUUAUCCACCUGUGGCUCCCACAUCACUGUGGUAAUCCUCUUCUUUGUUCCCUGUAUAUUUAUGUAUGUGAGACCUCCUUCUACUUUACCCAUUGAUAAAUCGUUGACUGUAUUUUACACUGUUAUUACCCCAAUGUUGAAUCCCCUCAUAUAUACUCUGAGAAAUGCAGAGAUGAAAAAUGCCAUGAAGAAACUUUGGACAAGAAAAAGGAAAUGAAGUGAAUAAAAUAAGUCAUAAAAUGAUGGCUGCUAAGAAAGGAAGUUAAUCUCUAGGGACUGUUACUCUGAUAGAAUACUUGAUCUCAAGUCAUCCCUUCUAGAUGACAUACAAGCAACACUUACUGGAUUCAGAAAGUUGUAUUUAUAA